Messenger RNA from Cucumis melo (muskmelon), 1856 nucleotides. Its product is annotated as beta-1,3-galactosyltransferase 7. Bases 352 to 1533 code for a protein of 393 amino acids. Gene Ontology annotation, cellular component: Golgi membrane. Lineage: Eukaryota; Viridiplantae; Streptophyta; Magnoliopsida; Cucurbitales; Cucurbitaceae. The transcript is spliced from 12 exons. Gene Ontology annotation, molecular function: beta-1,3-galactosyltransferase activity. The record is from RefSeq and is a predicted model, not a curated record.
ACAUGAAGAUAGUAUUUUUUUAGAAAGGAACCUACACGAUAGACUAUAGAGUGGAAGAGUGGGAAAAACACACACCAUGUAAAUGAAGGAAAAAUUGAUCAGUAGCGUCUUCAAAUUCCAAAAUUAGUUACUCCCUACGAACUCUUCCGUCUCAUUUGGAGUCUCUCGAUUCAGUUUCUUGCAAAAAUGGAGAGUUUGCAGAUACAAGAAGCGACUAAUUUGCCUUUCAUCGGUUGAGGAAUAUGAGCAAUCAAAGCAAAAUUGGCUCAUUUAAUUUCCUUCUUCAUGACUCUGUAUUCAUCUCCCCCUUUUUCUGUCUCAAUCGGGGGAGAGAUACAGUGUUGAGCCAAAAUGAAAAACCGCGGCCUCAGAAAGGUUUCUGCUAAAUGGGUUCCUUUCUUUUGCCUCGCUUUCUUCCUCUUUGGGAUGCUUCUCACUUCCAGUGGCAGGAUGUGGACGCCAAAGCAAUCGGAUUCACGCCUUGUUUCCCGGCUACAAAAUGAACAGCAACAACUCUGGAGUGUUUCUGAAGGCAUCACUACGAAUCAGAAAUCUAUGGAGGACAAGAGAGUGUUGGCGGAGUUUCACAAAACACAGGCAGCAAUUCAAUCUCUAGGCAGGCAAGUUUCUACAUUGAAGACGGAAAUGGCUGCAGCUCGGAAGGUUACUCCUCCUGACAUUAAUCUGCCAUCAGAUAGAAAUCAUUUCCCAAGGAAGAAGAUGUUCAUAGUGAUUGGAAUCAAUACUGCCUUUAGCAGUAGAAAGCGGCGUGAUACUGUGAGGGAGACAUGGAUGCCUCAAGGGGAAAAACUCUUGCAAUUGGAGCGCGAGAAGGGAAUUAUCAUUAGGUUCAUGAUUGGCCAUAGUGCAAAGUCCAACAGUAUCUUGGACCGUGCCAUUGACUCAGAAGAUGCUCAACACAAGGAUUUUCUAAGGCUGGAGCACAUUGAAGGGUACCAUGUCUUGUCUGCAAAAACAAAGAUUUUCUUCACCACGGCUUAUGCUAAAUGGGAUGCUGACUUCUAUAUUAAGGUUGAUGAUGAUGUCCAUGUCAAUUUAGGUGCUUUAGCUACAACUCUUGCGACUCAUCGUACUAAGCCGAGAGUGUACAUGGGAUGUAUGAAAUCUGGACCCGUUCUCUCUGACAGGAAUGAGAAAUACCAUGAACCAGAAUAUUGGAAGUUCGGAGAGGAUGGAAACAAGUAUUUCAGACACGCAACUGGACAGAUUUAUGCAAUCUCAAAUGAUUUAGCUUCUUAUAUCUCAACCAACCGGCAAAUAUUGCACAAGUAUGCAAAUGAGGAUGUUUCACUUGGAGCGUGGUUCAUUGGUCUCGAGGUCGAGCAUAUUGAUGACCACAGCAUGUGCUGCCCCACGGAACUAGAUUGUGAGUUGAAAGCACAAGCGGGGAAUGCUUGCAUUGCUUCAUUUGAUUGGAAGUGCAGUGGGAUAUGCGAGUCAGUGGAGAGAAUGAAAGAAAUUCAUGAGAAGUGCGGGGAAAAGAAUGACACUCUGUGGACUGCUUCCUUCUGACUUUCUAAAAGUUUUGGCAUAUAGAUAUAAUAUACAGACACAGAGAGAAGCUGUUCUGUUCAUUUGCAAGGAGGUAGCUAACGAAGGGGCUGCUUCUUUUUCAGCUGUUGUGGAAGCAAUGUGAGAGAGAUGAAUGAAAAUGAUUAGUGACGUUUGUUUUUUCUUGUUAUUUACACUUGCCAAUCCAUAGCCUAAUAACAAUAGGUUAUGUUUCUAAAUUCAUCUAUUGGCAUUUCUCUGUACUUAAAAUUAUAGUUCUUUGACAGUAGGGGAACUUCUUGUUCUCUAUAGCUUAAAAAAUAUGAUUUAAAGUUUCAGUUUUA